AAAGUUUAACAGCUACAGGAACAUUUAAACCAAAAUUUCCAUUUUUAUCUAUUCAAACAUCAGGAUUAAUCUAUAUGGCAUAUCAUCUUAAAGCUUAUAAUACGAAAAGUUCUGAUUAUAUACGACGAAAAUUUCGUAGAAAAUUAUAUAUAUUUGAAGAACAAUGUGAAUUAAUUAGUUAUUUAGCUGAAAAAACAACUAUACGUUAUAAAGCACCAGAAAAACGAACACCGGAUUAUAAUGUUAAAUAUGAAACAUUUUUUGCCUUAAGACAAAAUGUGCCUACAUUAAAUUGGUUAACAUAA
Molecule: messenger RNA, 305 nt
Organism: Rotaria sp. Silwood1
Lineage: Eukaryota; Metazoa; Rotifera; Eurotatoria; Philodinida; Philodinidae
Source: the annotation of a GenBank genome assembly